Messenger RNA from Cylindrotheca closterium, 1434 nucleotides. The record is from the annotation of a GenBank genome assembly. Lineage: Eukaryota; Bacillariophyta; Bacillariophyceae; Bacillariales; Bacillariaceae.
AUGAGUGCCCCUCCUGGAAACUACGACGAAAAUGGCGAAUACGAUUCCGAAUACGAUGACUACGACUCUGAAUACGACAGUGAGGAAGACUAUGAUGAUGAUGAGGACGGUGGUGCACCACAGCCAGAGGCGGUGAUUUUGCCAAGCGGACCACAAGCGGCACUCUUGGCAACCUUCAUACAACAGAUGCCUCCAGACCAUGCCGAUAUGGAACCCGAACACGACGAUCCUAAUGACGCCACAAAUGCAGGUGCAAAUCGUCGGGCAAUCACCAAGUCACCUCCCGAGCUGUGGAUGGAAUACAUGGAAGAUGUGAGGAACGGGAGACUAAAGGCAUUGAAAAUUACUGAUGAAGGACUGGAAUGGUUUUUGGAUCCCGACUCUACUCUCCCUCCUAUUGAGGGCGUUCCAAGGGAUGCUACGGCGCUCAUCACACAAAUUGGUCAGGCAAUUGAAGGAAGUCCAGGUCUAACGCAAGUUAUUUGGGGACGAAGGGUGUGGCAAUUGGCAUCACCGGCACAGCAGCUAGCAAUCUUGAAUGCACUCGGAACUCGUCAUUCCUCGACACUCACCUACUGGAAGAUGGGAACGGAAGAAAAUGGACUGCCUCUCGGCAGUCCGGCAAUGACUGAAGCAUUGUUGCAGCUGUGGACUAACGGCAAUUUGCAGUGGAAACUUACGGAAAUCGAAUUGAGAGGGUUGGUCUUUGCAUCACAACAGCAAGUGGAUGGGUUGGCGAAUGUUAUUCGGAGUCAGCUGAGUAGAACGAUAAAGCAACUCAAUAUUCUGGGGUUUUUUCUACAUCCAAAGAUGUUGAUGAUCGAUGCUGGUUCUCAGGGAGCAGUCUUUGACUGUUUGAUUCACUCUAUUACCAAUAGUUGCCAAGAUUUGGAUGAAUUGAGACUCUGUCGAUGCGUCACCCCCGACUCCAUCAAUACUGCCCCUCUAAUUCGUCCAGAAGCAUUACAAGAUAUGAUGAAGGCGAAACCAAAGUGGUGGCGCCUCGGACUAGAUGGACUUGGGUUAGACAACCGUCAUCUUCAAGUAUUAUCAACAGCAUUGAAGUCUUCCCCCAGCUGUAAAAUGGGUGAUCUACUUAGCCUGAAGGAGAAUCCACAGCUGACAGACUAUGCAACGCUCAUCAACAUUUCUACUUGCAAAGCGAGGAUGGGAUAUAUCCAGCUGGACGAUCCGUCAUGGGUAGCUACCUCCGAUCUCAUCAGGUCUCUCAAUAACCUUCAUCGAAGAUUGGACUACGUGGUACCAGAAACUGGAGGCUAUCCCAGUAAAUCGAAAUGGAUCGACUGGCUUUCCAAGAUUUCUACAAUUCCAUGGGCGGAUGAUACUAAAAUGAUCAACUAUCUAUGGCAUACUUUGUUGGAGAAACCCGAAUACAUCCAACCCUCCAAACCAGAGCAAAUGGUUGAAGGGUGA